UUUAAUAGUAUUAUUCUGGUAAUGAAAUGGUGAAAAUUAAAAUGGGAAAAACACCAUGUUGUGAUAAACAUGAAGUGAAGAGAGGAGCUUGGACACCUGAAGAAGAUGAAAUAUUAGUUGAGUAUAUUAACAAAAAUGGACAUGGAAGUUGGAGAACACUUCCAAAACUAGCAGGUCUCCUUCGAUGUGGAAAAAGUUGCCGGCUUCGGUGGAUAAAUUAUCUUCGCCCUGACAUUAAGCGUGGACCAUUUACUACCGAUGAAGAAAACAGAAUUAUUCAUUUUCAUACCAUGCUUGGCAACAGGUGGGCUGCUAUAGCAUCCCAAAUUCCAGGACGAACAGACAAUGAAAUAAAGAACUACUGGAACACACAACUGAAGAAGCGCGUCACUCAGUCGGGAAAUUCACUAGCGACACAACAGCACCACUAUCUCAGUUCUGAUCAUAUUGUUGUCAAGCCCGAAUCUCCUUCGAAACAGCACAUGAUGCAAUGGGAAAGUGACAAAAUCGAAGCUGAGGCGAAGUUGCCAACAAGUGAAACACAUUCUGAUUACUUUCUUCAACUUUGGAAUUCUGAGGUUGGAAAGUCAUUUAGAAUGAUCAAAGGAAAAGAGAUAAUGUGUCAAAGCACUGUCUCAGAGGCAUCAUCAUCCUCAAAAUUGGAGUCAUGUUCAAACAAUGAUAGCAGUGCCUUGGUAAACAAGUCACAAGAAGAACAAGGUAGUGACUAUAAACCAAAACUUGAAGAUGGCAUAACAGGUUCAGAGUCAGGCUAUUAUGAAUUUCUCGAUUCUUAUGAUUCUGCACUAAAUCGCCUUCUAGACGAUGAAAUUGGAUUCUCAGAACAAAAUGAAAGUUUUCUCAAUACACUUUUUGGUAGAUGUGACUAACAAAUGUAGUCAUACAUUCAUGCGUCGAGUCGUUGGAUAGAGAUCAGAUGACUCAUAAUCAACAAAUCGGAUUAAAAGACAUGUUCAGCGUUGAGUCGUCUUAUCUUCAUCUAACAACUUCAUUUGUAUGACUAAAUCCUUCUUCCUCAUAGUUACCUUAAUCUGAUAUAGAACUUUUGACUUUUUAAGAUUCCUUCAAUUAUUGAAUGUUGUCAGUGUAGUUGAUUUUGCAUAUGUUCUUCUAACAAUUGCUGCUACUUAUGGACUUAAACUCUUUAAUUUUACUUAUGUAUGAUAUUUAAUUCUAAUUUGAUCAUUGAGCC
Trifolium pratense (red clover) is the source of this 1213-nucleotide messenger RNA. RefSeq names its product transcription factor MYB17-like. The coding region runs from base 27 to 890 and encodes 287 amino acids. Lineage: Eukaryota; Viridiplantae; Streptophyta; Magnoliopsida; Fabales; Fabaceae. The record is from RefSeq and is a predicted model, not a curated record. The transcript has 3 exons.